Messenger RNA from Penicillium chermesinum, 2442 nucleotides. RefSeq names its product GTPase-activating protein GYP7. Gene Ontology annotation, biological process: activation of GTPase activity. The coding region runs from base 1 to 2442 and encodes 813 amino acids. Gene Ontology annotation, molecular function: GTPase activator activity. Lineage: Eukaryota; Fungi; Ascomycota; Eurotiomycetes; Eurotiales; Aspergillaceae. The transcript has 4 exons. The record is from RefSeq and is a predicted model, not a curated record.
AUGCCAGACUCCAUCAAAUACACACCUCCUCCCUCUCCUCCAUCGCCGACUGCCUCGUUCUAUGAUGUGAGUGAUGAAGACGAGGAUGAAUAUAACACCAUCGCCCAUGCCCACUCCAGCCGCGGCGUGAAGCUACUCUACUCCAAGAGCAAGGUCUAUGUUCAUCCUACCUCCUCCUCAAAGGAUAAUAUUGCUGGAUUCAUCGCUCUUAUCCAGCAGAAGCCUGUUGCUUCCAACCCUGCCGCCCCCGCAUCUCCCAAUGACGCUGCCUCUUUCUUGCUCGCUUGGGUGCCAGAAUCAUCCUUAGGCGAUGCAUUGGAUACAUAUGUGAAGGUUGAUCUUGCUGAUGAUGAUUCACCGCCACGCCAGCGGAAUCUUGUUCCCGCCCUUCCGGCCACAACCACCCAUAAAGACCCCGUCGGUCUGUACUCCUUCGCUGUGCCGGUAUCACACAUUUAUUCGCUCACCGUGCGUCCUCCAAGCAUCGGAUGGUGGUUUGGAAGCCUGAUCAUCAACACCAAGUCUGGCGAUAGCUUUCCCGCCCUGUUCUUCCACGACAGCGAGUGUGAAUCAACGAUACUACAGAAGAAGAAACGGGUCAAGGAGAGCUUUGAUCCGUUUGACGGUGAGGGUGCCCUUUUCUGGGGUGGUGAUGAAGUCUUAAGGUGGCUCCGAAAAUAUGUGGAGGUGGAGCGAUCCUCAGUGGAUAAGAGCGUCUAUCUCAUCAACCCCUCGCAGGAAGAUCAGCUUUCAUUUGGAAAAGGCGGUCUCGGUGGCGACGGUUCCUUGAUAGCCAAGGCGGAUCCAGAAGCGGCUUCUGCGGGCCCCAGUGGGGGGCAACGAGAUGCUGGUAUGGAUCCCUUCAUGAAAACCCUCAAGGAGACCCGCUGGAAAGUGCUCGAGGGCCUCAGCAAGAUCACGACAUUCACACGGCGGACGGCAAACGAUCUUGCCGAGAACACGCGCAUCCCACCUCAGGUGCGACGCUUGAUGAAAAAUCCGGAGAUUCAAACCCUACAAGAUGAAUUCGACAGUGCCAGGAUUUACUUGGCCCGAUGGGCCAUGAGCAUUGCCGAACAGAGUGAGAAAGACCGACAACAGCGCAUUUGGACCGCCCAGGAUGUUCUGGAAUCAGAGAAUAGCUCUGUGGGCGAGUUUGAGAUUUUGGAGAUGGAGACAGGAAACCUGGGUCUGCAAGACAAGCGCCGAAUUGUUACGCUAUCCGAGUGGACUAGCUUUUUUGAUCCGGUCUCCGGGCGCUUGCAAAUCACCGUGGAAGAAGUCAAAGAAAGGAUUUUCCACGGUGGGUUGGACCCCAAUGACGGCGCACGAAAAGAAGCUUGGCUGUUUCUCCUUGAGGUCUACCCAUGGGAGAGUAGCCACGAAGAGCGACAAGCGAUCAUGAACUCCAAACGCGAUGAGUACAUUCGGCUGAAAGCUGGUUGGUGGGAGCGUAUGGUGGAGGGUAGUUCAACAGCAGAGGAGUAUGACAACUGGAAGGAACAACGAAAUCGUAUAGAGAAGGAUGUUCAUCGAACCGACCGCACCGUCCCUCUCUUUGCUGGGGAGGACAUUCCUCAUCCCGACCCUGACUCGCCCUUUGCUGAUUCUGGCACCAAUGUUCAUCUGGAACAAAUGAAGGAUAUGCUCCUCACUUACAAUGAAUACAACCCUGAACUGGGCUAUGUACAAGGAAUGAGUGACCUCCUCGCUCCUCUCUAUGCGGUCAUGCAAGAUGACGCUGUGGCUUUUUGGGCUUUCGUGGGCUUUAUGAACCGAAUGGAGCGAAAUUUCCUUCGAGACCAAUCGGGGAUGCGAGCUCAGCUCCUCGCGUUGGAUCAUUUAGUCCAACUCAUGGACCCCCAGCUAUAUCUUCAUCUCCAGUCCGCGGACAGCACAAACUUCUUCUUCUUCUUCCGAAUGCUACUUGUUUGGUACAAGCGGGAAUUCAAAUGGAGCGAUGUUCUUCGACUAUGGGAGACCUUGUGGACAGACUAUUACUCCAGUAGCUUCCACUUGUUCAUUGCUUUAGCUAUCCUUGAGAAACAUCGUGAUGUGAUCAUGGACCAUCUCAAACACUUUGACGAAGUUCUCAAAUACAUCAAUGAGCUCUCCAACACAAUGGACCUCGUCCCUCUGCUCACCCGCGCCGAAUCGCUGUUCCGUCGCUUUGAGCGUUCUGUUCAAGCCAUCGACAAGAAAGACAAUUUCCCUGCCGCUCCAACUACCGUUCAACGCCGACCAACAGGCUCUACAGAUUCUGGUAAAGGAAAGUUUCCACAAUCCUCGACAGUCGGAUCUGCAAGUGGGGCCCAAGCUUCUCACUCUACCCUCCAAAAAAUGAUGGAUGCGGACAGACCCAAGGUCAUCUCACCUGAAUUACGAGAGCUCCUCAGGAAGGAUAUUCCAUGGAAACAUAAGCAAGUGAAUGAGUCCACUUAG